Messenger RNA from Anisakis simplex (herring worm), 912 nucleotides. The record is from the annotation of a GenBank genome assembly. NCBI's taxonomy places the organism in Eukaryota, Metazoa, Nematoda, Chromadorea, Rhabditida, Anisakidae.
AUGAUUCGUGAUAAUAAUUAUUAUUUUGGUGUAAAAAAUUUCAGUGAGAAGAGUGAAGGUCGUAUAAUAGGCGUGAGUGUGAUGGCAUUCGAGAAAUGGCAUAUACCUGAAAAAGUUUAUAUGUAUAAAGUGCAAGUGAAACGUCAAAAUGAAAACGUUUCGACAAUUGUGUAUCGAUCGUUCGCAGAAUUUAAAGAGCUCUACGUGAAAUUAAUGCGCAAAUUUCCGAUAGCGAGUCUGCCGUCGUUAUCGGGUGGCACCAAUAUGGGAAGAUCGAAUAUAAGCUCAGUAGCACAACGACGUCUCACUGACAUACAGCGAUUCUUAAAUGAGCUCCUGAAAUGUCAUUCAGAAAUUGCACAUUGCGAUCUGGUCUACACGUUUUUCCAUAUAAUAUUUCGAGAUAGUGCACCUGAGCAAUCGAAUCGUUUUUCGCAAUUUAUUGGUAAUGAAAUAACAACGAAUCUAUCAAAUUCGGUGGUGACUGGAAGUAUCUUUUUGAGAUUAAGCUAUAAUGAAAGAUCUCUGCUGUUGAGUAUAUUUGUGGGACACGUCAAGGAUUUGGUGACCAAGAAUGGACAGGCGCCUGAUUCGUAUGUGAAGACAUAUCUGCAACCUGAUCCACAGAGAAUAUCGAAACGCAAAACACGAGUGAUCAAGAAUACACAAAUGCCAACCUUCAAUGAAGAGUUGAAUUAUCAGUUACACAAAGGACUCGACCUGAACAAGUCGACGUUGGAUGUGAGUGUAUGGAAUUGUAGUAGUGUGAUGAUAGUGGGCGAGAAUUGUAUGAUAGGCAUGGUGUUGAUUCCGCUCAGGAGAUUUAACGCCAUCGAGGCGGACAGGAAGGCGGUCAGGUCGUUCGAUAGCUGGUUCCAGUUGAGUGCACCUGUUAAGCAUAUGAGGACGUGA